AUGGGAGAGAACUAAAUAGUAGGAGCAAUUAAAAUAAAAGAUGGAUUGUUUAUAGGUGAUGAAUAUGCAUCUUAGGUUUGGUAUUUGAUUUAAUAAAGGAUCGUGAAUUCAUUAUGACAAAUAAAGUUACUCAUAUAAUAAAUUGUGCUGGAACAGAAGUUCAAAAUAAAUGGACAUUAAUGGGUGCAAAAUAUUUAACUUUUAAUUGGUUAGAGUAAGAUAAUGAAGUAUUGAUUAAAAAUGAUAUAUCUAGGUUUUAUUUGAUGAAAGAAAUGAAAAUGUUAAUAAAAUAUUUACAUUCAUAGAAGAAUGUUUUUAGUAAGGAGAGAGUUGCUUAGUCCAUUCAGUUAGAGGGUAGAGUAGAGCUUGUUGUGUACUUGCAGCAUAUUUUAUGAAAAAGUUCGUUAAAAUAUUUAAAUUUAAUAGAUAUUCAUGGACACUGUAUAAAACUCUUGAAUAUUUAAAUUCAAGAAGACCAGACCUUGAAAUUAGAGCAUCUUUCUUUUAUUAAUUAAAUGCAUUAGAAAAUAGAAUGACUAUGUAAGGUCCUAAAAGAACAGCUUCUUGGAAUGAAUUAACCUCUGAUGAAUAGAAUCCUACUUAAAUGCAAGAGGAAUUAAUCAUUAGAAAUACAUUUUUAAAUUCACAUAAUGGACCUGUAGAUGAAAUCUAUACAAAUUUAUAAGCUAAAUAAGUAAGAAUUCAAUUCACUAUUUUAAGGGAGUAUUAUUAAAAGUUACAAAUUAAAAGUUAAAAUGGAAAGAUUAAAUCAAUAAAGAAAAUAUUUCAUUAGCAACUAUUGUUUAUUCUGGCUCUCCUGAUUUUGUUCCAGUUUCUGAAAUCAAUUUAAAAGCUGAUCCAAUAACACCACCUAUUUUAAAAGUAAACUUUCAUUUUUAAUUAGGGAGCAUAAAAGAAUUAAUCUCUCAAUUAACCUCCUAAAUAACCCUAGAUUUAAUCCAAUUUCCCUAAGACUUCUUAAAAUCCACCAUAAGUUAGAUCUGCUAGUAGUAAGUCUUAAUAAUAAGAUUAAAGUGAUCUUUAAUUAAAUUCAAACAUUACAUCAGCAAAUCUAACUAAUAAUCCUUCAUUUUAAAAUCUUUUAAUGUAUUGUGCUAUGAAAACAAAAACACCUUAAUAAUAAUAAGAUUAACAGCCUAUUAAAAAAAAUAAUUUAGUUAAACCUUAAAUUGAAAAUCAAAACACUUUACCUAUUUCUUAAAUUGCAACAAACUUAGUCUAAUUCUAAGCAUAAGCUAAUCCAUCUUCCGGAAUUAGAAGUAAUUCAUUAUAAUAGAAUGAAGAAAAAAAAAAUUAAAUUAAUACUAAUACUAAUAACAACAAUAGACCAAAUUCAGUUAAAUAAAAAGACAAUUAACCUUCUAUUUUAACCAAUUUCUAAGAAUUUAAAAAUUAAGUUUAAUAAUCCUUAAAUUAUUUCAAUAAAUAAUAAGAUACUAUUUUAAAUAUGGAUAAAUAAUCAUAAUAAUCUUUAAAUACUCAAUUAACAACAUAAUCAAAUACAACUUAGUAAUAAUAAUAAUUAUUAUCUGUUUAAUAAAAUAAUGUUCAAUAAAAAAGUAAAUUAGAGUAAUUAAUUAGUCCAUCAUUAAUUUAAUAGAUGAAUUCUACAAAACAUUCUGAAAUAUAAAAAACACUUACAUAAUCAAUAUCUUAAUUACAAUCUAGUUAUCAAAAGUUUUAAUAAUUACAAUAAAAAAAUUAAAUUAAAUAAUCAUAAUCCCAAUCAUGUAUUUAAAAAUAAAAUGCUUAAAUAAAUGAAGUUUAAGUUGUUGCUAAUCCUUCUGGAAUAAAUUUAGUUAAAGUAUAAGAAAGAAGUACUUCCUUAACCAAAAAUUAAGAUAAUAUAGAUCUAAAAAAUAGACCUAAUAGUGCUGAAGUAAAAGAUGCCUUCAGUGGAGUUAAUUAAACAAAAAAAGAUAGUUUGUCUCCAUUUUAAAAAGAUACUGUCAAAAAAGUAACUUAAUAAGGACCACCUUUGCCUUAAUCUAGCUCUUAAAUUUAUUUAAGAAAUGUUUAAUGUAGGAGACAGGCAGCAUCAACAUUAAGAAAUCAAUAGAAACCUAAUAAUUCGUUUUAAGAUAAAUACUUAAAUCAAAGUGCUAAUUAGGUUCAAAAUAAUAGUAGUUUUAAUAAUAACAGUAAUUCGGCUAUUGAUGCUGAUUAAAAGUAAUCAACUAAAGGAGUAGUUACAGAUUUAAAUCAAUUUAAAAAACUUAUAUCUCCUUAAAACUUAACUAAAAGUUAAGCUUAAUUUAUUAAAAAUUAACCUAUAAGAGUUCUAUAAGAAUUAACUGAAAAGACUUAGUCUUAAAAAUAAGUGUAUGUUUAUAAUUUAAUUAUUAGAAAAACUAAAGAUAAUGUUUCAUCAACUAGUUUUACUUUGGUCUCAAAACCAUCUACAGUAAACACAAGAACUUUUUCUCCUGCAAUAAAAAGUAUUAUUAAUUUCAGUAAUUUUUUAGAUGAAACUAAAAAUAAACCUAAUAACACUAAUAAUGUAAGAUAAAAAGUUAGGAAUUCGUCUCCAGGAAUAUCCAAAGAUUAAGAUUCCUCUAAUUCAUUAUAAAAUAUUUCAUCAACCUUUUAAGGCAAAAAUAGUUGGAAAAUGCUAUGA
Molecule: messenger RNA, 2638 nt
Organism: Paramecium sonneborni
Lineage: Eukaryota; Ciliophora; Oligohymenophorea; Peniculida; Parameciidae
Source: the annotation of a GenBank genome assembly